CAACUUUACAUACAACAAAAAAACAUGUAAAAACGUUUAAAAAUAAAAAAAUAAAGAAAAAAUUAUAGUGUCAAGAAACGGAGAGAGAAAGUGAACACUUUCUGGUUCUGCUCUAUCUCCUAGUAUAUUAGUAGUAGCAGGUUCCUCUCUUUCCACAUCUCUCUCUUCUCUUUUGCUAUAUUAACAAGUCAACAAUCAAGAAGAUUAGAUCCGAGGAAGAGGAUUAUUAUCUGUUCUUUCAAAAUAUCCACCGAUCAGUCAAUCCAUCAAUCAAAUCAACAAAAUCUCUAAAAGAAUCAUAAAAGAAAUGGCAUCCUCUUCAGCUGCCUUUUCACCGGAUCACCUCUCUUCAUCAGACCAGCUUUGUUAUGUCCAUUGCAACUUCUGUGACACUGUCCUCGCGGUGAGUGUACCUUGCUCUAGCUUGUUCAAGACUGUUACGGUUCGAUGUGGUCACUGCACCAACCUAUUUUCUGUGAACAUGCGUAGCCUACUUCCUGCAGCUAAUCAAUUUUACCUUGGUCAUGGUUUCUUCAAUCCUCAGAUUAAUAUCCUGGAGGGAAUGAGGAGUACUGGAGCACCGCCAAGUUUGAUGAUCAAUCAGCCAAAUCCAAAUGAAUCUGUUAUGCCAAUUCGAGGUGUUGAGGAGAUCCCUAAACCACCAGUGGUUAAUAGACCUCCAGAAAAGAGACAAAGAGUCCCAUCUGCCUACAACCGCUUUAUCAAGGACGAGAUCCAACGUAUCAAAGCAGGAAACCCUGAUAUAAGUCACAGAGAAGCAUUUAGCGCAGCUGCAAAGAAUUGGGCCCAUUUUCCACAUAUCCAUUUCGGACUUAUGCCUGAUCAACCCGUGAAGAAAACUAACGUGCGCCAACAGGAAGGAGAGGACGUGCUCAUGAAAGAUGGGUUUUUCGCUCCUGCAAAUGUGGGUGUCACUCCCUACUGAGAAGUGGAGCUAUUAGGGUUUUCUUUGUUACUUCCCUCUCUACAUAGCCAUGUCUUUUCUUUGACUGUCGUUAGGUCCUUGCUUUAAGCUUUCUUUUUAGAAAACCCCUAAGAAUAGGGGCUGCUGUUGGCCUUUUUUGGUAAUGUUUUGGGAGAAGGUUUUGAAUUCUACAAUGUAUGUGAAGCCUAGCUGCUAAAGCUCCCCAAAAGCAUCCUAUCUAUGAUGUUGAUACUUGCUAGUUCUCAAAACGUUAGCGAUGCCAACUAGUAAUGAUCGACAAUCCUACGAUUUUAUCCAA
Populus trichocarpa (black cottonwood) is the source of this 1244-nucleotide messenger RNA. Its product is annotated as axial regulator YABBY 1. The record is from RefSeq and is a predicted model, not a curated record. The transcript is spliced from 7 exons. Bases 308 to 946 code for a protein of 212 amino acids. Gene Ontology annotation, biological process: polarity specification of adaxial/abaxial axis; fruit development; regulation of shoot apical meristem development. Lineage: Eukaryota; Viridiplantae; Streptophyta; Magnoliopsida; Malpighiales; Salicaceae. Gene Ontology annotation, cellular component: nucleus.